This is a messenger RNA of Emys orbicularis (European pond turtle), 7086 nucleotides long. RefSeq names its product spectrin beta, non-erythrocytic 1 (gene SPTBN1). Gene Ontology annotation, biological process: protein localization to plasma membrane; actin cytoskeleton organization. Gene Ontology annotation, molecular function: structural constituent of cytoskeleton; actin filament binding; phospholipid binding. Bases 1 to 7086 code for a protein of 2361 amino acids. Gene Ontology annotation, cellular component: plasma membrane; spectrin; cell projection. The record is from RefSeq and is a predicted model, not a curated record. The transcript has 35 exons. NCBI's taxonomy places the organism in Eukaryota, Metazoa, Chordata, Testudines, Emydidae.
AUGACAACAACAGUAGCGACGGACUAUGACAAUAUUGAAAUCCAACAGCAAUACAGUGAUGUGAAUAACCGCUGGGAUGUCGAUGACUGGGACAAUGAAAAUAGUUCUGCACGACUGUUUGAGCGAUCCCGUAUUAAGGCUCUAGCUGAUGAACGAGAGGCAGUUCAGAAGAAGACUUUCACAAAGUGGGUUAAUUCACAUUUGGCACGUGUAUCAUGUAGAAUUACAGAUUUAUACGCUGAUCUUCGUGAUGGACGGAUGCUUAUCAAACUGCUGGAAGUUCUUUCAGGAGAAAGACUUCCCAAACCAACCAAGGGAAGGAUGCGCAUCCAUUGUUUGGAGAAUGUUGAUAAAGCCCUCCAGUUUCUGAAAGAACAAAGAGUGCAUCUAGAAAACAUGGGAUCCCAUGAUAUUGUGGAUGGGAAUCACAGGCUGACUCUUGGCCUUAUUUGGACCAUUAUUCUGAGAUUCCAGAUCCAAGAUAUCAGUGUCGAAACUGAAGACAACAAAGAGAAGAAAUCUGCUAAGGAUGCUUUGCUCCUGUGGUGCCAGAUGAAGACAGCUGGUUAUCCCAAUGUCAACAUUCACAACUUUACAACUAGCUGGAGGGAUGGGAUGGCUUUCAACGCACUAAUCCAUAAACACAGGCCUGAUCUGAUUGAUUUUGACAAGCUGAAGAAAUCAAAUGCACACUACAAUCUGCAGAAUGCUUUUAACCUCGCAGAGCAACAUCUUGGUCUCACUAAGCUUCUGGACCCAGAGGAUAUCAGUGUUGACCAUCCUGAUGAAAAGUCAAUUAUCACCUAUGUGGUGACAUAUUACCACUACUUUUCUAAGAUGAAAGCGUUAGCUGUUGAAGGAAAACGUAUUGGAAAGGUGCUUGACAAUGCUAUUGAAACAGAGAAAAUGAUUGAAAAAUAUGAAUCGCUGGCUUCUGACCUUCUUGAGUGGAUUGAACAAACUAUUAUCAUCCUGAACAAUCGCAAAUUUGCCAACUCGCUGGUUGGUGUGCAACAGCAGCUACAGGCAUUCAACACUUACCGCACAGUGGAGAAACCACCCAAAUUUACAGAAAAAGGAAACUUAGAAGUACUGCUUUUCACCAUCCAAAGCAAAAUGAGGGCUAACAAUCAGAAAGUGUACAUGCCACGGGAGGGCAAACUCAUCUCGGACAUUAACAAGGCCUGGGAAAGACUGGAAAAAGCUGAACAUGAAAGAGAACUGGCACUGCGAAAUGAGCUCAUAAGACAAGAGAAACUGGAACAACUUGCACGCAGAUUUGAUCGCAAGGCAGCUAUGAGAGAAACGUGGCUGAGUGAAAAUCAACGACUGGUUUCUCAGGAUAACUUUGGUUUUGACCUUCCAGCCGUGGAGGCUGCCACUAAAAAGCACGAGGCCAUUGAAACAGACAUUGCAGCAUAUGAAGAACGAGUUCAGGCGGUAGUUGCUGUUGCAAAGGAACUUGAGACUGAGAAUUACCAUGAUAUCAAACGCAUCACCGCAAGAAAAGACAAUGUUAUACGCCUGUGGGAGUACCUGCUGGAGCUACUCAGGGCCCGUAGACAAAGACUGGAGAUGAACCUUGGUCUGCAAAAGAUAUUCCAGGAAAUGCUUUACAUUAUGGACUGGAUGGAUGAAAUGAAGGUGCUUCUGCUAUCUCAAGACUAUGGCAAGCAUUUGUUAGGGGUAGAGGACCUGUUACAGAAACAUGCGCUAGUGGAGGCAGACAUUGCCAUUCAGGCUGAACGAGUGCGGGGAGUCAAUGCAUCUGCUCAGAAAUUUGCCACAGAUGGAGAAGGUUACAAACCAUGUGAUCCACAAGUGAUCAGAGAUCGUGUAGCUCAUAUGGAGUUUUGUUACCAAGAGCUGUGCCAGUUAGCAGCCGAACGCCAAGCUCGCUUGGAAGAAUCCAGGCGUCUGUGGAAAUUCUUCUGGGAAAUGGCAGAAGAAGAGGGCUGGAUCAGAGAAAAGGAGCAGAUCUUGUCAUCUGAUGACUAUGGGAAGGACCUAACUAGCAUUGUCCGUCUCUUGAGCAAGCAUAAGGCGUUUGAAGAUGAAAUGAGUGGCCGUAGUGGCAACUUCCAGCAGGCAAUAAAAGAAGGUGAAGGUAUGAUUGCUGAGGAGCACUUUGGGUCUGAAAAAAUUAGAGAGAGAAUAAAGGAUAUGCGAGAGCAAUGGGCUAACCUGGAGGAGCUGUCUGCCAUUAGGAAGAAACGCCUGGAGGAAGCCUCUCUUCUUCAUCAGUUCCAAGCUGAUGCUGAUGAUAUUGAUGCAUGGAUGUUGGACAUCCUCAAAAUUGUCUCCAGCAAUGAUGUUGGCCAUGAUGAGUAUUCUACUCAGUCCUUGGUCAAGAAACACAAAGAUGUUGCUGAAGAGAUUGCAAACUAUAGGCCAACCAUUGACUCACUGCAUGAACAAGCAAAAGCUCUGCCUCAGGAACAUGCCGAAUCUCCAGAUGUUCAAGGCAGGUUGUCCGGAAUAGAGGAAAGAUACAAAGAGGUUGCUGAACUGACGCGGCUCCGUAAACAGGCUCUGCAAGAUACCCUUGCUCUGUAUAAGAUGUUCAGUGAAGCAGAUGCUUGUGAACUUUGGAUUGAUGAAAAGGAGCAGUGGCUUAACAAUAUGCAGAUUCCAGAGAAGCUUGAAGACCUGGAAGUGAUCCAACACAGAUUUGAAAGCUUAGAACCAGAAAUGAACAAUCAGGCAUCCCGUGUUGCAGUGGUAAAUCAAAUUGCUAGACAGCUGAUGCACAGUGGUCAUCCAAGUGAAAAGGAGAUCAAGGCUCAGCAAGACAAACUCAACACAAGAUGGAGCCAGUUCAGAGAACUGGUGGACAGAAAGAAAGAUGCUCUUAUCUCUGCUCUAAGUAUCCAGAAUUACCAUCUUGAGUGUAAUGAAACCAAAUCCUGGAUCAGGGAAAAGACCAAAGUAAUUGAAUCCACACAAGAUCUGGGCAAUGAUCUGACUGGAGUAAUGGCCCUUCAGAGGAAGUUGACGGGUAUGGAACGUGAUUUGGUAGCCAUUGAGGCUAAGCUAAGUGACCUGCAAAAAGAGGCUGAAAAGUUGGAAUCUGAACAUCCUGACCAGGCUCAGGCCAUCCUGUCGAGGCUUGCAGAAAUCAGCGAUGUGUGGGAAGAAAUGAAAACCACCCUCAAGAACCGGGAAGAGUCCCUUGGAGAGGCAAGCAAACUACAGCAGUUUUUGCGUGACCUGGACGACUUCCAGUCCUGGCUAUCCAGAACCCAGACUGCGAUUGCCUCAGAAGAUAUGCCAAACACACUGACAGAGGCUGAAAAGCUGCUCACUCAGCAUGAGAAUAUUAAGAACGAAAUUAACAAUUAUGAGGAAGACUACCAGAAAAUGAGAGACAUGGGCGAGAUGGUAACCCAAGGACAAACUGAUGCACAGUAUAUGUUCUUACGCCAGCGCCUGCAGGCUUUGGACACUGGGUGGAAUGAGCUUCACAAAAUGUGGGAGAAUAGGCAAAACCUCCUUUCACAGUCUCAUGCCUACCAGCUGUUUCUCAGAGACACUAAGCAAGCUGAAGCAUUUCUUAAUAACCAGGAAUAUGUUUUGGCCCAUACUGAAAUGCCUACUACCUUGGAAGGAGCGGAAGCUGCUAUUAGAAAACAGGAGGAUUUCAUGACCACAAUGGAUGCCAAUGAGGAAAAGCUCAAUGCAGUUGUAGAAACUGGCAGGAGGCUCUUUAGCGAUGGGAAUAUUAACUCUGACAAGAUCCAAGAGAAAGUGGACUCUAUUGAUGACAGACAUAGGAAGAAUCGUGAGGCAGCCAGUGAGCUUCUGAUGAGGUUGAAAGACAACAGAGAUCUUCAAAAGUUUCUUCAGGACUGCCAGGAGCUGUCACUCUGGAUCAAUGAGAAGAUGCUCACAGCCCAGGAUAUGUCUUACGACGAAGCAAGGAAUCUGCACAGUAAAUGGCUAAAACACCAGGCAUUUAUGGCAGAACUUGCAUCCAACAAAGAAUGGCUGGAGAAAAUUGAAAAGGAAGGGAUGCAGCUCAUUGCAGAGAAACCAGAGACUGAAACCGUAGUGAAAGAAAAGCUGACAGGCCUGCAUCAAAUGUGGGAAGAGCUGGAAUCUACUACCCAAACCAAGGCUCAGCGACUCUUUGAUGCAAAUAAGGCUGAGCUUUUCACACAGAGUUGUGCUGAUUUGGAUAAAUGGCUGAACAGCUUGGAGAGUCAGAUACAGUCUGAUGACUAUGGAAAAGAUCUCACCAGUGUCAACAUCCUGUUGAAAAAACAACAGAUGCUUGAGAACCAAAUGGAUGUUCGUAAGAAGGAGGUAGAGGAGCUGCAAAGCCAGGCCCAGGCUUUGAGUCAGGAGGGCAAGAGUACUGAUGAGGUAGAUGGCAAACGCCUUAUUGUACAGAAGAAAUUUUUGGAGCUACUGGAACCCUUGACUGAAAGGAAGACGAAUCUGCUGGCCUCCAAAGAGGUCCACCAGUUCAACCGGGAUGUGGAGGAUGAAAUUCUGUGGGUUGGAGAGAGGAUGCCUAUAGCAACAUCUACAGAUCAUGGACAUAACCUCCAGACUGUGCAGCUACUGAUAAAGAAAAAUCAGACACUUCAGAAGGAAAUCCAAGGACAUCAGCCUCGUAUCGAUGACAUUUUUGAGAGGAGCCAAAACAUUAUUACAGACAGCAGCCUUAAUGCUGAAGCGCUUCAGCAGAGACUUGCAGACUUGCAACAGCUGUGGAAUCUCCUAAUUGAGGAGACAGAGAAACGCCACAAACGCCUGGAGGAGUCUCACAAAGCACAGCAGUAUUACUUCGAUGCUGCAGAGGCUGAGGCGUGGAUGAGUGAGCAGGAACUCUAUAUGAUGUCAGAAGAGAAAGCCAAGGAUGAACAGAGUGCAGUAUCCAUGUUGAAGAAACACCAGAUUUUGGAACAGGCAGUAGAAGACUAUGCCGAGACAGUGCACCAGCUUUCCAAGACUAGCAGAACUUUGGUUGCAGACAAUCAUCCGGAAAGCGAGCGCAUCAGUAUGCGCCAGUCCAAGGUGGAUAAGCUAUAUGCAGGCCUGAAGGAUCUAGCUGAAGAGAGGAGGGGCAAGCUAGAUGAGAGACACAGGCUAUUCCAGCUCAAUCGUGAGGUGGAUGACUUGGAGCAGUGGAUUGCUGAAAGGGAAGUGGUGGCAGGAUCCCACGAGCUGGGACAGGAUUAUGAACAUGUUACAAUGUUACAAGAGCGAUUCCGCGAAUUUGCCCGAGACACUGGAAACAUUGGACAGGAGCGUGUUGAUUCUGUUAACCACAUGGCAGAUGAGCUCAUCAAUUCUGGACACUCUGAUGCAGCCACCAUUGCAGAGUGGAAGGAUGGUCUCAAUGAGGCAUGGGCUGACCUCUUGGAGCUCAUUGACACAAGAACACAGAUUCUAGCAGCCUCUUAUGAACUACACAAAUUUUACCAUGAUGCCAAGGAGAUCUUUGGACGUAUUCAAGAUAAACACAAGAAAUUGCCCGAGGAACUUGGUAGAGACCAAAACACAGUGGAAGCACUACAGAGGAUGCACACAACAUUUGAACAUGAUAUUCAGGCUUUAGGCACCCAGGUGAGACAGCUGCAAGAGGACGCUGCACGCCUUCAGGCUGCCUAUGCUGGGGACAAGGCUGAUGACAUCCAGAAGCGGGAGAACGAGGUCCUGGAAGCAUGGAAAGCAUUGCUGGACGCCUGCGAGGGACGCAGAGUUAGACUGGUGGAUACAGGAGAUAAAUUUCGUUUCUUCAGCCUGGUUCGUGAUCUCAUGCUUUGGAUGGAAGAUGUUAUCCGGCAGAUCGAAGCCCAAGAGAAGCCAAGGGAUGUUUCAUCGGUUGAAUUACUAAUGAACAAUCACCAGGGUAUCAAAGCAGAAAUUGACGCCCGUAACGACAGCUUUACUACAUGCAUUGAGCUUGGCAAAUCUCUUCUGGCAAGGAAACACUAUGCAUCAGAGGAGAUCAAGGAAAAGUUAUUGCAGUUGACAGAGAAGAGAAAAGAAAUGAUUGACAAAUGGGAAGACAGAUGGGAAUGGCUGAGACUGAUUCUGGAAGUACAUCAGUUCUCAAGGGAUGCUAGUGUGGCUGAGGCAUGGCUGCUGGGACAGGAGCCAUACCUAUCCAGUCGUGAGAUAGGUCAAAGUGUGGAUGAAGUGGAAAAGUUAAUUAAGCGUCAUGAAGCGUUUGAAAAAUCUGCGGCUACUUGGGAUGAAAGAUUUUCAGCACUGGAAAGACUGACUACACUGGAAUUACUGGAAGUACGUCGACAGCAAGAGGAAGAGGAAAGAAAGAGGCAGCCUCCUUCCCCAGAGCCAAGCCCAAAGGUUCCAGAAGAUGCAGAUUCACAACAAUGGGAUGGUACAAAAGGAGAACAGGUUUCCCAAAAUGGUUUACCAUCAGACCAGGAGUCUCCACGGAUGGCGGAAACUGUGGAAACAAAUGAAAUGGUCAAUGGAGCUGCAGAACAGAGGACAAGUUCAAAAGAGUCUAGUCCUGUUCCUUCCCCAACUGCAGACCGCAAAGCCAAGACCGCCAUUCAGGCUCAGACUGCGGCUACCCUACCAGCCAAAACACAAGAGACUCCUUCAGCUCAGAUGGAGGGCAUUUUGCAUCGUAAACAUGAGUGGGAGACACAUAACAAGAAAGCCUCAAACAGAUCCUGGCACAACGUGUACUGUGUUAUAAACAACCAAGAGAUGGGCUUCUACAAAGAUUCCAAGGCUGCUGCUUCUGGCAUUCCCUACCACAGUGAGAUCCCCAUCAGCUUGAAAGAAGCAGUCUGUGAAAUAGCGGUUGAUUACAAAAAGAAGAAACACGUGUUCAAGCUAAGAUUAACUGAUGGCAAUGAGUACCUCUUCCAAGCCAAAGAUGAUGAGGAAAUGAACACAUGGAUUCAGGCCAUCACAUCAGCUAUCUCCUCUGACAAAAUCGAAGUGUCUCCAAGCACACAAAGCACUCCAGCUUCUAGUCGUGCCCAAACCCUGCCAGCCAGCGUUACAAUAACCAGCGAAUCCAGUCCUGGCAAGCGGGAGAAAGACAAAGAGAAGGACAAAGAAAAGAGAUUCAGCCUUUUUGGCAAAAAGAAGUGA